Messenger RNA from Branchiostoma belcheri (Belcher's lancelet), 2301 nucleotides. Its product is annotated as putative ammonium transporter sll1017. The transcript is spliced from 8 exons. Bases 113 to 1612 code for a protein of 499 amino acids. The record is from RefSeq and is a predicted model, not a curated record. Gene Ontology annotation, cellular component: membrane. Gene Ontology annotation, molecular function: ammonium channel activity. Gene Ontology annotation, biological process: ammonium transmembrane transport; ammonium homeostasis. Lineage: Eukaryota; Metazoa; Chordata; Leptocardii; Amphioxiformes; Branchiostomatidae.
CUGGUCACCUUUGUACUGUAAAGUGUACUGUAACAGGUUCGUUUUUUUCGAAACUCGAAACAUCCCUCAUGUGAAAGAUUUUCUUUGACGCGCGGAGGACAAUUUUUCCACCAUGGCGACACUGGAAACUCUCGACGGGCGGAUGAACGCCACAGAGGCGGCCAUCGCGGAGAUCAAUGCCACGCUAGGCGUGUACGCCGUGAGCUUGGACACACUGCUGCUCAUCCUGUGCGGCUGCCUCAUCAUGACCAUGCAGGCAGGCUUCGCCCUGUUGGAAGUCGGCUCGGUCAAGGUCGCCAACGUCCACGCCAUCCUGCUCAACAACGUCAUGGACGUUUGUGUUGGUACUGCAGGCUACUUCUUCUUUGGAUAUGCUGUGGCGUUUGGCGAAACAACCAACGGAUACAUGGGGACGGUGCACUUCGGCCUGAGCCACCUAGAGAGCGAUGACGCGCUGACCUGGGUAUUCUUCCAGUACUCAUUUGCCGCCACGGCCACCGCUAUCGUGUCUGGGGCUAUGGUUGGUCGUGCCUCGUACCAUGGGUACCUGAUCUACUCUUUCGUCAUCACUGGCUUUGUGUACCCAACUGUUGUGCACUGGACCUGGAGCGGCAGUGGCUGGCUCAACUCUGAUUUGUAUGAUCUUGCCUACCAGGACUUUGCAGGAAGCGGUGUGGUGCAUGCCUGCGGGGGGACUGCUGCCCUGAUGGGGGCCAUCGUACUGGGCCGCAGGAAGUUGGCCAAGGAUGUCGAAGAGCAUGCCAUCUCUGAAUCUGCUCCAGCCCUGGUCACCUUGGGCUUCUUCAUCCUGAUGGUCGGCUUCUUCGCCUUCAAUGGCAGUUCGCAGGGUGCGAUGUCUUCAGACGGAGACGCUGGUGCCGUGGCCCGUGCAGUUAUGAACACUGGUCUGGCCUGCGCAUCUGGUGGUCUAGCCACCAUUCUGUUUGAGCGUCUGGUUCACAAGAAGAUCAAUGACUAUUAUGUGCUGUGCAUCGUAGUGAAUGGAUGCCUGGGAGGAACUGUGGCAGUCUGUGCUUCUGCUAACGUUGUGACUACAUACGGUGCUCUGCUCACUGGAUUUUCCGGUGCCAUUAUUCACUGUCUGUGGUCCAUAUCCCUGCACAAGUUUACAUCCAUUGAGGACCCUGUUGAUGCCACCGCAGUGCACCUGGCACCUGGAAUUUGGGGUGUAAUUCUUUGCCCCUUCAUGGAUAAGGAAAAUGGUAUCUUCUACUGUGGCUAUGCUGGACAGUACGAUGCCUGGCGCCAACUUGGAGUCAAUGUGGCUGGACUUGUGGCCAUCAUUGCAUACACUGCUGUGAUCACUUUCUUCAUCUUCACCGUCCUUGACAAGGCUAAACUGCUCCGAUCACACCAAGAGAAGUUGGAGCACGAGGCAGCUGUUCGGCUUCACGAGGAGGAGCUGCGCCAACAACACGGAUCCGGACAUGGAUUUUUCCAUGAUGUUUUCCAUGGCCAUGGACAAGCUGAGGAGCCAGUGCCUACAAAGAGUGUCUCCUCUGUCUUUGCUGAUGCCAGUGCUGACCCAAGUGAGACUGAAGUAGUCUUCAGAAGCCAGGAAGCAUCUGUUAUCAGGGACAGUGUGGUGUAGACAACUCACCAGCACAGCUGGAAAAUCAUAGCAGCAUCUGAAUAUCACUUGCCUAUUUUACUGCAACAUCUCAUUUUCCUGCCAUUUGUUCUCAGACGAGGUCUUUUCUGAAAUAAGUGAAAACCUGCUCUUGGAGUAGUUCUUGUUGUUUCACUGUAAUAUCCAAGUAUAACUGAACAAGUCACUGAUUUGAUGUUUUGAAAAGUAUAAUAUCAUAUAUACAGUUACUGUACUUUCACAUUCAUACUACUAAAGUCCAUUAAUAUGAUACAUGUGUAUGCUGACAUUGUUGUCUGAACUACUGCAGCUUCAGUGAAAGUGUUGCAGAUUUGUUAGGAAAGGUAUUCAUAAUGCAUGAUACUAUCCAAUAAAAUGCUGCUAAUGUUACAGCCCUUAUCUAGAUUCUGAAACAAUUUUUGUGUGAAUUGUUUAAUUCUGGGUGCUGAAGUAUUGUUUUGGGUGGAUGAGCUGUGGGUUUGUGUAUCUGUCUGGACAGGAGAAGGUUGACAGGACAUGGGUGGGGAUUCAAAGAUUGACAGGCGGAAUGGCAGUUCAAGUGGUAAGACAGAGGAAUGGGGCCGGGUGAACAUGAAGGUAUCAGAAUCUGAGCAGGAGCCAGCAGGAAUAUGGUGGGUGACAUGGGGGAAUUCAGGACACCAAACACUGUUCCUGAAGAUAUGAAUCUUUGG